AUGCGAGCCCACUCCAUGGAUGAUAGGUUUGCUUUUGCAUCCAUUGAUGCUAAUACUGUAACUCCUGAUAAACAGUUUAUAUUAAUUGGCCACUCUAUGGGUACCUCACUGGCAGGUCGGGUAGCGUUGCGAUAUGGUCCUGGCCGAUGUAAAGGCGUUGUAGCAAUUUGCCCACCUUCUCAUGUUGACCCAAAGAUGAGAUCUACCAGAAAGUCACUCGCGUACAUCCCAGAAUUUGUGUUCAAUAUUUUUCGAGCUGUCGAUAGAUCGGGAGGGUUGACAUCUCACUCUGUUAAUCGUAUGGUCAGCCCAUCAGUCCCUCCUACGCAUGAAAUCCGAACUAAACAACUGCGGAUAAACUUACAGGUGAAUACAGGGCCCUGGAUGAAAACAGCGUACAAUUUCGAACCCUUAACGAGCAGAGAGUGGGGCGAGCUCAAUUGUCCAGUUUUUUUAAUUGGUAGUGAAAAUGAUGUUGUCACACCCAAAAACGAUGUGUAUGAUAUUUUUGGGUGGCUAAAUGAUAAAGCUAAAGGAGGUAAAAAUGUGAUCGACCCUGUGAUUUUACAUGAUUCUGGACAUGCUGCGUUAAUUGAGAAGCAUCAUGUUCUUGAAGGACUGAUAUCUGACUUUAUUAUCAAGCAUGUGAAUAUUAAGCUUUCUCUAGGGUGGCAGCUAGCAUACCUUGCAUCUAAAUCAGACAAGUGGUCUCUGAAAAACGAAGCAAAAUGGCGUAAGACUCUGGCUGUAGGUGAGAAAAUAAGGGGAACACGACUUCGAGGUAUGAAAACACUUCGUCAAAAUGAUCUAGAACACUCUCCGUCGAUAUUAGAAAAAAAAUAUCCAGAUAUUUAUUCAAUCAUCGAUAUAUCUCGUGAACCACCUCCAUAUGAUCCAGCAUCAUUCACUAGGAUCAGUUAUCACAAGUUUCCCACUGUCUCCAAACUUCCGCCCACAAAGAAAGAAGUGGCAGACUUUAUCGAGAUGGUUGAUACAUGCAUGGAAGAAAUCAAACUGCGUACCCAGUCUGCGGACCCACCACCCGACGCUACCUUAGCUGUACACUGCCACUAUGGAUUCAAUCGUACAGGGUUUUUUCUGUGUAGCUAUAUGGUGGAGCGCCUAGGAUAUUCGAUAAACGAGGCAGUAGAAGCAUUUUCAAUAUCACGUCCACCUGGGAUUAAACAUCCUCAUUUCAUAGACGAGCUCUAUGUUCGUUAUGAACUCUAG
This is a messenger RNA of Sugiyamaella lignohabitans, 1230 nucleotides long. RefSeq lists its product as uncharacterized. Gene Ontology annotation, biological process: 7-methylguanosine mRNA capping; dephosphorylation. The record is from RefSeq and is a predicted model, not a curated record. The coding region runs from base 1 to 1230 and encodes 409 amino acids. Lineage: Eukaryota; Fungi; Ascomycota; Dipodascomycetes; Dipodascales; Trichomonascaceae. Gene Ontology annotation, molecular function: mRNA guanylyltransferase activity; phosphatase activity. The transcript has a single exon.